Messenger RNA from Plasmodium vivax (malaria parasite P. vivax), 633 nucleotides. RefSeq lists its product as hypothetical. The record is from RefSeq and is a predicted model, not a curated record. Gene Ontology annotation, biological process: vesicle-mediated transport. The coding region runs from base 1 to 633 and encodes 210 amino acids. Gene Ontology annotation, cellular component: membrane. NCBI's taxonomy places the organism in Eukaryota, Apicomplexa, Aconoidasida, Haemosporida, Plasmodiidae. The transcript is spliced from 2 exons.
AUGGGGGGCGAGAACAACUUCGACGGCCUGUCCUUCUUCGAGAAUAAUGACUUCCAAAACAUCAACCGGGAGUUUUUGAGAGGGUCCAUCGACGGCUCCGCAAAUGAAGAAGAAAAGGGGCUCAUACAAAAGGCAAUCAGUUUAUCCAAAAAGGGAGCAGAGAAUAUACAAAAGGGAAUAAAAAAGACGCUGGAAAAAACGAAUCUAAAUAAUGCCCCAUCAAUAGUAUCCAAUUCAACCACUGCAGAAACGGGUUCUAUGUUUUCUAAUUUCCCUCUGUUUAAUAGCCAAAGUAGAGAGAAUGAACCGAAUUCCUUUUUCGCCUUUACCACUGUCUUGUCUUAUAAGAAUUUCCCUCUCUUUUGCUUGUUCUUUGGAGUGAGCAUUUUGUUCCUCAUCUUGUCUUUCUUUACCCUGCCCAUGAUUGUAAUCACGCCGAGGCAGUUUGGCUUCUUCUUCACCUUGUCCUCCAUCUGCUUCGUCACCUCGCUGGCCUUCCUCAAGGGCUUCUCGAGUCUGUACUACCACUUGAUGGAGAAGAACCGCCUCCCAUUCACCGCGGCCUACAUUUUGUCCCUCCUCUCCACGCUCUACUUCACCGUCAUUAAGCCCUUAUACUUAUUGGUACGUUGA